AAACAUUACACAUUGCGGCUAUAAAUAUGAAUGAUAAACAACGUUCAAGGUUGUGGAGGAAAUGACCAUAUAUGGCAUUCCAAUUUGAACACCGUAUUGGAGACCAUGUAUCUAAGACAUUCUUAACGUACCAUUUGAACACAAUACCCGGACAGUUAAACAUUAAGCCUGAAUGUUUGCAUGAAGUAGGACGUCUUUUCGCAAACAAUUAUUAAAUUCUACAAAAUAAAUCCAGCAAUGGAAGCGAGCUCACGAGGCAAUGCAUAUGUGAAGAUAAAUGGACUCUGGGUAAUUGCAUCCCUGGGGUCUGACCCUGACAGUUCAAAAGGGAAGUUCCGAGACAAUAGGGACGAACCAUCACACCAGGACAACAGUCAAAGGAUCGUAACUGUACAGAUUGACAAUAGCAAUGGUGUACACAGUAUACCAUUGCCAGUGCUUCGAAAUAUAACGGGUAUUGGACGACAUAGAAAAACUCAUGAAAGUGUGAGUACUGCUCUGGAGAAGUUGAAAUUUGAAGAAUAUACAGUACAACUCAGAAAAUUUUCCUUUUGUUGUGAGUUCUACAGAGUGUUGAUGAAGCAUAAACUCCAUAGAUUAAGUGGGACUGUGCAGAAAUACAUAUUUCAUAUGUUGGAACAGAUGACAAACACUGCCAUAUCACUGGAACUUUUUAUAUCACCACUGAGGCAAACCCUAAAAGAAGUAUUUGAAUGUGUAAGUGCAAAUGAACGCUCAAUGAUUGGGAGCAAAUCCAUGAGAAGAAAGCAUCAUGAUCUGGUCAGCAACUGCCUAACCAGGAUAUCUCUCUUCCAGUAUACAGAGAGAGAAGAUGAUGGAAACCUCAGUUUACUGGACCUACCCAAAGAAUGUCUCAUCAACAUAAUCAAGAAACUUGAUCAACCACAUGACAUCAUAAAUGUGGCCUUGACCUGCUCUACACUGGAGGUCAUUGCCAUGGAUAAUGCAGUAUGGGAAUCCAUGUGUUUCCACCACUUUAAUGAUAAGGAAAUUGGAGACUUUGUCAGCCAUAUGGAAUUAUACAGUGUUGACUGGCUGGAGGUCUUCAAGAUUUGUAGCAAGAAAUCCAAAAGUUUGAAGAAGUUGUAUGGGGAUCAGCUGGUUUUGUGUAACAACUGCAGAGGGUUGUUUUGGAGGACUGUCGGCCAUGACUGUAUGAACCCAGAUAAACAGCCAUCAAAUACACCAAUUUCUCCAGCCGAGUUCUUAGAUCUGCUCAACUUAUAACUUCAUCUGCUGGACGUGUAUUAACUAGACACUUGUUUGUGUGUGUGAUGCGAACACUUGUUUGUAUGUGUGAUGCGAACACUUGCUUGUAUGUGCGAUGCGAACACUAGGGUACUUAUCAUUUCUAAUGCUACAAUUCUAAUGCUAGAAGUUUUGUCAAUGUUCUGUGUGUAUCCCAUAGACCUGCAACAGACAGUUUUCGUGUAACUAUAAUGUAGCCUCUACCGUUGCAAUAUGUGAACUGGAUACGUCACAAUCAAACAUUAGUUUUCUCUAAUCAUGCUUUAUCAUUUUCUCUUCAUUUUUUAUCCAUGUGUGUAGUAAGCAUUAGUUGAAGAAAACUACCAAUCUUCAUUCAACAAAACUUUAACUAUACCCCCCCCCCCCCGGCAAACAAAAUUUAAGGGGGGAUAUACUUGAUUCAUAAAUGAAACUUUGGCGUGAAUCAUUUAUUUCGCAGAGAUUCAGAUCUUUAUCCCCCUCAAAAUGUAGAGAGAGAAAACAUCCAUAUAAACUUCCUUGAAUGUUAAGAUCAAUCACAGGUGCAAAUCUUCAUUAUUUAUAAAAAGAUUCUAUUCAUUAUUUAUGAAACAACACUGAUCUUAAUGCGUUAAAUCCAUGAUCCCCGCUUACGAUUAUUGUCACGGUAGCUCAGUGAUAGAGCGUUCGCUUUGUAACGGGAUGGUCGUGAGUGCCAGUCCCGCUUGUGUCAUGGCCGCGUCAAACCUAAGACGUUAACAUAGUGAUUGCUCCUUCGCCAAACGCUCGACAUUUAGAAGUGAGAAUCACGGGUCUUUUAAAUUUGACCUUAAAAACGGAGGUCGCGGCAGGUGUUGACACGUUAAGGACCCCUCACUGCUACGGCGCUGAGCAUGCGUCUAAAUUUGUGGUACUUCACGUACAACUGGUGACGUCGCAAUGAGUGAAAAAUUCUCGACGGGACGUAAAACAAACACUCUUAUGAUUACCUGAUAAAAUAUUUCUCAGCGUUAAAAUUAAUGGUAUCAGUCCAUGUGUGUAUCAUUUGAUAAUAUAGUAUAGUAACAAUGGUAUACAGCUGUUAUAUUCUAUGGUUGUUGUUCACUAAGAUAUUGUCGUUGAAAAUAUCAGUGUAUUUAUAUCAGUAGUUCUUAUUAAGUUUGAGAAAUAAAAGUUUUUAAAGAUA
This is a messenger RNA of Ostrea edulis (European flat oyster), 2413 nucleotides long. Its product is annotated as F-box only protein 25-like. Gene Ontology annotation, biological process: protein ubiquitination. Lineage: Eukaryota; Metazoa; Mollusca; Bivalvia; Ostreida; Ostreidae. The coding region runs from base 238 to 1248 and encodes 336 amino acids. Gene Ontology annotation, cellular component: SCF ubiquitin ligase complex; cytoplasm; nucleus. The record is from RefSeq and is a predicted model, not a curated record. The transcript has 8 exons. Gene Ontology annotation, molecular function: protein binding.